AUGACUGGAAGAAAUGAUCGCACAAUCGCUGAUGCCUUGACAGCUUUGGCUCAGGUUUUGCAAGCUCGGAAAAAUCCACUGGUAGAAGAUGCUGAAUCCCACGGGUUGGACAGGUUUCAGAUAAAUAAAACACCAACCUUCAAAGAAAGGUAUGACCCUGAAGGUGCUCAAGUUUGGUUGCAAGAGAUCGAGAAAAUAUUUCGAGUGAUGGCUUGUGCGGACGCUCAGAAGGAAUUUGAGGCUAAUGGUAUUGCGCUAACUUGGGCUAUUUUGAGGGACGCAUUCUUGGAAAAGUAUUUCCCAGCUAAUGUACGUAGCAAAAAGGAGAUCGAAUUCCUUGAACUUAAGCAAGGGAAUAUGACUGUUGUAGAUUAUGCUGCUAAAUUUGAGGAAUUCUCUAGGUUCUACCCUCACUAUAAUAGGGUAGAAGCAGAAGUGUCCAAAUGCAUUAAGUUUGAGAAUGGACUUCGCCCAGAGAUCAAACCGUUUAUUGGGUAUCAAGAAAUUCGUCAGUUCUCCAUGUUGGUCAACAAGUGUUGUAUAUAUGAUGAAGACAGUCGUGCUAGAUAUGCUCACUUCAAAAGUGUUAGUGAGAAGAAGAAUGAAAACCAGAUUCGUGGCAAGCCGUAUGCGAUUCCAGUUGCUAAGGAGGAUCAUAAGACUCAUCAGGACACUGCAAGUGGGAAAGGAACAAGUAGUGAGGUACUGAUACUCCUAUUAAGUGUUUCAAGUGGGAAGAGUUAG
Messenger RNA from Lathyrus oleraceus (garden pea), 744 nucleotides. RefSeq lists its product as uncharacterized. The record is from RefSeq and is a predicted model, not a curated record. NCBI's taxonomy places the organism in Eukaryota, Viridiplantae, Streptophyta, Magnoliopsida, Fabales, Fabaceae. The transcript has 2 exons. Bases 1 to 744 code for a protein of 247 amino acids.